AUGUUAACACGUUUCGACUUCCGUUUUGUGCAGAAGCUAACUCAAUCACUCGGCCAGAGGGAGGUUGGUUCUGGUCUUUACGAUUUCCUCACCACCUUUGGUAAGUAUUUUGACAAAGGAGUGGGUGGUGAUGAUGCGGGUGAGGGGGAGGAGUUGGACAACUUGGAGCAACAUGGGCCGGCCGCAGAGGACACAGGUGCCCCGCCCGUGAUUGAUGCGGAAAUAGUCGCGUUGGGGGCCCUGGUUGCUGACGGCGCACGAAUCGAUCUGGUCAAUGCGCGUCAGAGCGACACGGAUGGGGAGCCACCUGUUCCAAGGGAGAAUGCGCGCGAAAUCCUGCGUGGAAUGAGGGAGACGCAGCAGAGGGCCGCACAAGAGGAAACCCAGCGUUGCGGAUCGGAGACCCUACAGCAGAAGGAGGAGGGGGAGAGGAUGGAGGAGGAGCUUGCAGGGGCUUUACAGGCAGUGCACCUUCGGGUCGAGAAUGAUGAACAUGAGGAGGGGCAGGGUUUGGAAAUGAGGCAGGGGAGUCUGAAUGUCGUUGGCGAAUUGGAGGAAGAGGUGCAGAUGGCGGAACGCGACAAUACCGUGGUGUAUCAGAGGCGGGAGGCACGAACAAAGAAGAGGGAGCGGACGAGCCUCGAAAAAGAGAGGCGUGUUGAGCUCGAAAAAGAGGAGGCGCGGCAGAGGGAGGAGGAAGAGAGUAAGAGGCUAGAGGAGCCGGUGGAGCGCGAAAAGGAGGAGAAGCGGCAGAGGGAGGAGGAAGAGGGGAAGAGGGAGGAGGUUAGGCGGGCUGAGCGCGAAAAGGAGGAGAAGCGGCAGAGGGAGGAGGAAGAGGGGAAGAGGGAGGAGGAUAGGCGGGCUGAGCGCGAAAAGGAGGAGAAGCGGCAGAGGGAGGAGGAAGAGGGGAAGAGGGAGGAGGAUAGGCGGGCUGAGCGCGAAAAGGAGGAGAAGCGGCAGAGGGAGGAGGAAGAGGGGAAGAGGGAGGAGGAUAGGCGGGCUGAGCGCGAAAAGGAGGAGAAGCGGCAGAGGGAGGAGGAAGAGGGGAAGAGGGAGGAGGAUAGGCGGGCUGAGCGCGAAAAGGAGGAGAAGCGGCAGAGGGAGGAGGAAGAGGGGAAGAGGGAGGAGGAUAGGCGGGCUGAGCGCGAAAAGGAGGAGAAGCGGGAAGGAGGCGAGGGAGAAGGAGGAGCGGGCGCGGGAAGAGGGUCGAGGACGAGGGGCGAGAGGCGCGCGAAGAGGAGGCGAGGGAGAAGGAGGAGCGGGCGCGGGAAGAGGGUCGAGGACGAGGGGCGAGAGGCGCGCGAAGAGGAGGCGAGGGAGAAGGAGGAGCGGGCGCGGGAAGAGGGUCGAGGACGAGGGGCGAGAGGCGCGCGAAGAGGAGGCGAGGGAGAAGGAGGAGCGGGCGCGGGAAGAGGGUCGAGGACGAGGGGCGAGAGGCGGGUGGGGCGCGAAAGGGAGGAGGCGCCUCAGAAGCAGGAACGGGAAGGGAAGAGAACCGAAAGCGAACGCCGAAGGAAGGAGCUGCAAAGGCUCGAGCGCGAAAGGCAAGUGGCAAGACAGAUGGAGGGAGUCGGUGAGCAGAACGGUCCAGAGCGCCAGAGGGAUCGACGGGAAGAGCAUGAGCGGCGUGAAAUGGGGGGCGCUCCGCAGAGGAACGAAAGGCAGAGAGAGGUUGCUGGGUUGGGUGAACAAGGUGCAGGAGGGCAGCGGCGUGGGGAUGGAACUCGUCACACGUGCGAGGGCCAGAAGGGCGUGAGGGUCUGUCAAACGCAAGCAGGGCGGGGCGCAGGGGAAGGAGCUCGACAAGUGCUGGUUGGCGACCAGCCAGCCGAGGCGCAGCAGGGGACGACGGUUCGUCGGGCAGUAGAGGUGGGUUUAGCGGGGUUGGGAACUGGGGGACAGAUGGAGGAAGUCGGUGAGCAUCAUGGUCCGGAGUGCCAAAGGGAUCGACGGGAGGAGCAUGAGCGGCGUGAAAUGGGGGGCGCUCCGCAGAGGAACGAAAGGCAGAGAGAGGUUGCUGGGUUGGGUGAACAAGGUGCAGGAGGGCAGCGGCGUGGGGAUGGAACUUGUCACACGAGCGAGGGCCAAAGGGGCACGAGGGUCUUUCAAACGCAAGCAGGGCGGGGCGCAGGGGAAGGAGCUCGACAAGUGCUGGUUGGCGACCAGCCAACCGACGCGCAGCAGGGGACGACGGUUCGUCGGGCAGUGGAGGUGGGUUUAGCGGGGUUGGGAACUGGCGGACCGAGACUGGUGAUGCAGCGGGAAGGUGGCCGGCGUGAUGAUCAAACUGCUCGGAACAGGGUUGUCGAGGAAGACCGUAUGGGGGUCGAGCAGUCAAGACAAGCUGGUCGGCGAGAGGGUGAAGCGCGUCGAACGCUACAUGGUGAGAGAAUGGCGGAGGAGCAGGUCUGGCGUGGGGUGGGAUGGGGAGUAGGGGGAGCGCGACAAAGGGAGAAUCAGCAGAGGCAGGCGGGAGGACGGGUGGAGGAGGAGCUGGAGAGUGCGGCGAGUGCGCUCCCUAUGCAGAGGCGCCAUCCACGUGCGGCAGAGAAUCCUGCUGCGGUGCAGGCAGAGGAAUUAGGGUGA
This is a messenger RNA of Closterium sp. Naga37s-1, 2586 nucleotides long. The record is from the annotation of a GenBank genome assembly. Lineage: Eukaryota; Viridiplantae; Streptophyta; Zygnematophyceae; Desmidiales; Closteriaceae.